AUGAAACGCCGUGUAACGGUACAUUUCGGAGAUGUACGUGUAGUAGUUCCAUGUCAACACGAGGACACAACCGUUGCUGACCUUGCCGAGGCUGCCAUCAUCAGGUACAAAAAGGCUACUGGGAAGGUGAAUGAAGGUUUCUUCUAUUGCUGUUUUUUACUCGUUUUUUUUCUCUUUUUGCGAUGUUUCAGUAAAGAGAAGUGUUGGCUGGUUGGCAUUGACUGUUUUUCACUCAGAUGA
Cooperia oncophora is the source of this 240-nucleotide messenger RNA. The record is from the annotation of a GenBank genome assembly. NCBI's taxonomy places the organism in Eukaryota, Metazoa, Nematoda, Chromadorea, Rhabditida, Trichostrongylidae.